AUGUCCACCUUGAUGAAAGGCAUUAAUGUGGGAGAACGGGCCCACCGACUUCAGAAAAAUCAACACAAUGUGUUCUGGAAAUUUCUGGAGGGGGUACUCGAGAUUCCUCAAUACUCCAUGUCAGGCAGGUUACCAUCUCCCGAAAGCAUCGAAUCUUGUUUGUCAAUGGCGGAGGUCACGAGGGAUUUUGAGGAUUGGGAAGAUCUACUAGAGGAUAUUCAAGCCAACCUUGUGGCAAUUUCUAGCGCCAAAUCCUGA
This is a messenger RNA of Penicillium angulare, 258 nucleotides long. RefSeq lists its product as uncharacterized. Lineage: Eukaryota; Fungi; Ascomycota; Eurotiomycetes; Eurotiales; Aspergillaceae. The record is from RefSeq and is a predicted model, not a curated record. Bases 1 to 258 code for a protein of 85 amino acids. The transcript has 2 exons.